This is a messenger RNA of Rubroshorea leprosula, 941 nucleotides long. Lineage: Eukaryota; Viridiplantae; Streptophyta; Magnoliopsida; Malvales; Dipterocarpaceae. The record is from the annotation of a GenBank genome assembly.
CACCCUACCCUUCGUCUCUUGAUUGCUCUUCCAUCUAUCUGACUUCUCACCAGAUCCCGAUCUUGACUUCUCUGGCAUUUUCAUCUGUCGAUUGCUCCUUUCUACUCAUCUUCUCCAUCUGAUUUUUCCAUCCUUUUUCCCUUUUUCUGAUUUUGCAUAUCCCUCUGCCAAUUGCUCUCUCUACCCAUCUUCCAUCUGUCGCACUUUUCACCAGCCGCACCUUUUUCUUCACUUUUCCGGAUCCUCAUCCUCCUCAUCCCAGAUCCAGUGGGGUGGCCUCCAAUCUUCAAUGGGUAAACUCCCUUUUCUCAGUUUGUUACUGCAUUUUUUUUUUCCCUUUUUGAUUUGUAUAAAGCCUGGCUUUUGCUUUUAAUUUCCAUGUGAAUUUCUUAGUUUUCUUCCUGUUCAUCAAUCUGCAUGCAAUCUUCUCUACUUUGUCUUUCAAGCUGGAGCAAGCCAAGGUCACAUUUCUGCUGUUCCGUUGCCUAUUCUACUUGUUACCAGGUUCAGGAAUCCCUGCUUCGCAGAAUUGAGCCAUUAUUUUACUUGCAGCUUAUAAUAAUAGGAUUUGUUUACAAGAGGUGGGAUGCAUGCUUGAGAAGCUUUAAGCUCUAAGAUGGAAGACAAGGAAGGAGCCGGCAGCAAUCGUGUAUUUCUUUCGUACCUGGUUGUUGAAGGUUAUCUAUCAUGUAUUUUAUGUCUUAAGCUAGUAGCAGUUGCAGCAAUGGUUUCUUGUGCUUUAGCUAGUUAGUUUGUUCCUAGGCUUCUAUUCUGUUUUGUUUGGACCAUGUGAUUUUAUGUUCUGCCCUGUUUUCCGUUUAACUUGGUUUGAAGAAUUGCUAUUUGAGUAUUUUGGCUUGUAAGAAUUGAUCUUAAUUUAUGUCACCAUUGCAAUGAUUGUUAUGGCAUAGCGUAUUUGAGAAUAAUGGUUUCCAGGUGGG